Homarus americanus (American lobster) is the source of this 1386-nucleotide messenger RNA. Its product is annotated as deoxynucleoside triphosphate triphosphohydrolase SAMHD1-like. Gene Ontology annotation, biological process: dGTP catabolic process. Gene Ontology annotation, cellular component: nucleus. The record is from RefSeq and is a predicted model, not a curated record. The transcript has 9 exons. Lineage: Eukaryota; Metazoa; Arthropoda; Malacostraca; Decapoda; Nephropidae. The coding region runs from base 378 to 1379 and encodes 333 amino acids. Gene Ontology annotation, molecular function: dGTPase activity.
UUCGGACCAUAAUCCUUCUGGUGAUGAAGCCGAGGGUAAAGGGCAAAAACCAUCAUGUACCUAUAUUUGGUAAUACUGUUCUGUACUUGGCGAAGUUUGUGCAGAGCUCCUGAACUUGAAAUUUCUUUGGCAGCAUUUGGCAUUUCUUUUGCCGUGAGUCGAUCAUUGUGUAGCUAUAAACAUACCCAACCAGAAGGAGUUGCAGCCGAAAUAGCCUAAGGCGAAGUGGCCAGUAAUCCCCAAACAAGGAGUUGUUCGAUUUUGUUCAUUUUUUCCCACAGAUGUUCUUGUCAUUAUAAAAGAGACGACAUUUACUAGAACCUGACCUAACCAACCAAAGAAACAUACCAACCUUACAUAUCUUAAAAUUUUAAGAGAUGAUGCUGAAUAGCAGUGAUCCUGAUGAAAUGCAUAGUGAUCCCCAAGUAUCCAUUGGGGUGAAUGAGAAGGUCUUCAGUGAUGCUAUCCAUGGGGCCAUCUUUCUCCAUCCACUAUGUGUUAAAAUCAUUGACACUCCACAGUUCCAGCGGCUCAGAUUCGUUAAACAGUUGGGUUCUGUUUACUUCGUAUACCCAGCUGCAGCUCACAGUCGAUUUGAACACAGCCUUGGGUUCAUCAAGACGCUUGGAACUUGUUUCUUUGUCUUUCCUGCUGCAGCACACAAUCGCUUUGAGCACAGCCUUGGGGUUUGUCAUUUGGCUGGUGAGUUGAUUGGUGCCAUUAAGACCCGCCAGCCUGAGUUAAAGAUCCAAGACGAGGAUGUUUUGUGUGUUCAAAUAGCUGGUCUGUGUCACGACCUGGGUCACGGCCCUUUCAGUCACCUCUGGGAAGAAUUUGUUAAUGAAGCUCGACCAGGGAAGAAGUGGAAGCAUGAGGAGGCAUCUGUAAAAAUGUUUGAUUAUUUAUUGGAAGUCAAUAACCUUGAUGAUGAAUUUGAGAAAUAUAAAUUAGGAGAUAAGGAUAAGAAGUUUAUCAGGGAACUCAUCGGUGGUGCAAAGUCUGCAAAUGGAAUAUGGCCAUAUGAAGGUUUAGGAAAGGAGAAAGCUUUUUUGUAUGAGGUUGUGGCCAACAAGCGGACUGGGGUGGACGUAGAUAAGUGGGACUAUUUUGUGCGUGAUAGUUAUAGCUUUGGCAUGAAAGUAACAUUUAACUACAGUCGCCUCAUGAAGUUCUCACGUGUGAUUAACGUAGAAGGGGAGGGGUGGCAGAUAUGUAUACCUGACAAGGAGAGAGAUAACCUGUACGACAUGUUCCAUGCUAGACGUACACUUCACAGAACAGCCUAUCAGCAUCGUGUUGUCAAGAUCAUUGAUUCUAUGUUAAUGGAUGCCUUUUUGGGAGCAGAUAAGCAUAUUAAGUAUCGUGGGAAAAACAAGUAAGUUUCAA